This is a messenger RNA of Anthonomus grandis grandis, 1696 nucleotides long. RefSeq names its product lysophosphatidylserine lipase ABHD12-like. Gene Ontology annotation, biological process: phosphatidylserine catabolic process; monoacylglycerol catabolic process. Gene Ontology annotation, molecular function: phosphatidylcholine lysophospholipase A1 activity; monoacylglycerol lipase activity. The coding region runs from base 298 to 1431 and encodes 377 amino acids. Gene Ontology annotation, cellular component: endoplasmic reticulum membrane. NCBI's taxonomy places the organism in Eukaryota, Metazoa, Arthropoda, Insecta, Coleoptera, Curculionidae. The transcript has 2 exons. The record is from RefSeq and is a predicted model, not a curated record.
GCGAGAUUCUCGGGCUAGUCCGAGGUCCUAUAGACUCUCCCUCGACGAUGGAUGUUUUUAUUUUUUGGUAAAAGAAAACCCCGCGGCGUUUUCAUGCUCGUUAUCAGCCUUAUACCGAGAAAAAAUUAAUCUCUUAAAACUGCUUAAUUUAUUAUUUAACCGCGUUCGUUUAACCCUCGGUGACAGUUCAAGUUUACGAGUCGUGUUGCAUAGUUUAAAACGCUCGUUUUAAUUUUUGUGACACGACUAGUUUUUAGGUUUUUUUAAAAAAGUUUUUAAGUGACAAUUGUUGUUAAAAUGUACGUGAAAGAUAAGAGUCGUGCUGGGUGUUUCAGUCGAGCCUCAUCAAACUCCAUAGAAACUCUUACAAAAGCCGAGGCUUCAUCCCUAAUCUCCUACAAGAAGCAAAAAUGCAAAAAAUCUACGAAACACGCGUUCCUAUCAUUCGCUCUCAUCGUGUUUACGUCAUUCACGAUAAUCUGGGUCCUAAUUCCCGUUUCAUUCCUGCUGUCCCUCAACUUUCAAACGUUCAUGGUAUUUAUCCCGAUAAAUGCUCCUGCCAACGUCGAUUUUUCCAGACCGCAAGACUUAGGAUUAAGAGGAAUUUACAACCACUACCUGGAGACCCAAGACUACCACGAUAAAACCACUUGGACCAGUAUCGGUUUAUGGCUGGUGCUACACGAGCAGGAUAUCAAUAAAACCACAACCUCAAACGUGGAACAACUAUUAAAUGAAACUGACAAAGACAUACUGAUUUACUUGCACGGAGUGUUGUCUAACAGAGCGAGAGCUACUGAGCAAUACAGAGUGCUCAGAAAGCAUUUCAUAAUUGUCGCAGUGGACCAUAGGGGUUACGGCGAUUCCGGUAAGAACGUACGCAUGUCAGAGCAAGGAAUGGCUUAUGACCAUUUGCAAAUCUACGAAUGGAUCCGUAAAGUAAACACUAAAAAGGAUAUUUACUACUGGGGACACUCUAUGGGGAGUGGCAUCAGUGCAACCACGGUAAACUGGUUGAAAGAACGUCGUAACGAAGUGCCAAAAGGGCUCGUUUUGGAAUCUCCUUUUACAACUUUAAGAGAUGUCGUGAGAAAUACUGUAAUAGGAAAAAUGUUUGCUUGGCUUCCGUACUUCGAAAGUACCAUCUUGCAGCCUUUGAGUGACAACGGACUGCUGUUCGAGACGGAAGUGAAUAUGAGGAGAAUAAAUUGUCCUGUGAUGAUCAUGCAUGCGGAAGACGACCCUGUUAUUCCUUACUUUUUGGGGGAAAGGUUAGCGAAAAACAGUAUCAGGGAAAACUGGCAAGGAAAUGUCACAUUUCAUGGCAUAUCAGCGAAACUGGGUCUGGGCCAUGCCAAUAUUAUACACCAUUCUGAUAUGGAUACGUUUAUUGAGGAUUUCAAAAUAGAAUGUAGGAGCUUUCAGAGGUAGCCAAGAUUAUUUUGAGGUCUACUUUAUCCAUGACAGAAUUAUAUGGUACUUUCUUGUGAUUUAUCUUUAUAUAAAGAAUGACAAAUAAUUGAAAAGAAGACCUAACACUGCCUCAGGAUUAUCUAAAACCUGUAGAAUUCUGAUUUUGUUUGUAUAGUUAUAGAUCAUUUUUUGUUUCCUAGUCACCCACCAGUGCCAUUUGGACAUAGUGUAAUUAUUUAUUAUGUAUGCUUGUUUUAUGAAUAAAUUGUUAAUAGCUUUUUAA